This is a messenger RNA of Blepharisma stoltei, 2122 nucleotides long. The record is from the annotation of a GenBank genome assembly. NCBI's taxonomy places the organism in Eukaryota, Ciliophora, Heterotrichea, Heterotrichida, Blepharismidae.
AUGUCAUUAAGCCCUAUCUUAACAUUAGACGUUGGAGGGAAAGUUUUUCGCGUUGCCAGAGAAACAAUCAUGAAAUUCCCAACUAGCACUAUAUCAUUAGUGAUCACAGGCAAAGAUGUACAGAACAUGAUCAUAGUUGAAGGUGCUUAUUUUUUUGAUAGAAAUCCUGAUUAUUUUACAAUUUUGCUCGAUUUUUUAAGGCAUGGCAAGCUGUUUUGGAACCCAAAUCUAAAUAGAGAUCAGCUACUAGAAGAAGCCAAGUUUUGGAGGAUCCAACUUCCAAAUGAUGUCUUUAAGGGAGAAAAUGGUGUUAGAAAUGAACAGAAAAAUAUACCUCCAGCGCAAGAGCCAAUAGUAGAGCUUCCAAAACAAGUGAUAGUGGAAGAGAGAUUCGAGCCAACCUUAGUUAUGAAUGACAGAAUUGAACCUACUUUAAUGAUGCCACAAGACUAUGAGCCUACACUGAUACUUCACAAUGAGCCUGGUCCUAAGAAAUUGGAAUAUGAGCCUACAUUGCUCAUGAACACAGAAACAAUAGAAAGCACUUUAAUUUUUCCUCAAAAUAUGCCAGAGCCUACGCUUUUAAUCCAAGAUCAAAUGCCGGAGCCAACCCUAAUAAUGCAAAACCAAUUGCCGGAGCCCACUCUUCUAAUGGACAACAACGUUCAGCCUACACUAGUCUUACUCAAACGUCUGUGAACGAACAAAACCAUUGGAAAAAUUUCAAUUUUUUGAGUAAAAACCCCUCCGUCAGCGAGCAAAAUCGUUUUAUGGAAAAAAUUGAUAUUUAAGUGCUAAUUAGUAUAAUGAAAUCUCGAACUAGCUCUGUUAAAUUUUAAAAAGCUUACAUUUUUAAAACAUAAAUUUUACAUAUUAGAUUAAUUUUCGAAUUCCAAUUUUGUGCAAUUUUAAAAUUUUGAAAAAAAUUAUCCCCUCCUUAAGUAAGCAAAAUAUUUUAUUUCCCUCACGGAGGGGGGAGUUAACAGAGCCUCCAAAAAUAUCUAAAGAAAACCCAAUCCCCCCAUUAAAGACCUCAGCUUCUAUAAAAUCUGGGAGUUCUUCUUCACUCCCUACAGCAUCAUUGCCAAUAAGCAACUCAGACGACAUUUUAUCGUCUUUAAUGAAUGAAGAAGAAGAAAAAAAAGUCCCAGCCAGAGCUCUCCCAUGGGGAAAUAAUAAAGGCAAAGCUUCUCAGCCUGCUAAAAAAGCUGCCCCGAAAAUUCAAAAAAAAUCGAAAGCUGAAAUUGAAGAAGAAUUAUAUGGGAGCCAUAAUCUAGAAGAAGACUAUGAAUCAAGCUUUAUUGAUGAUUCAGAUGAGGAAGAAAAUUUGGAUUUUUCAGAUGAAGAUGUGGCACCAAAAAAAAGAAAAAGGACACCAGCUAAGAAAAAGCCAGCUAAAAAAGAUUCGGCUGCCAACAAAUGCAAAAAAACAAAAAUAUUGAGCGCUGCUGAUCUUUCAAAAGCGAUGGAAGAGGAAGAAGAAGAAGGAACUGGCAGAAAAACCAGACAAACUGUAGCAAAAACGCUACCUUCUAUACUGAUUUCUGGAAUUAAUGCACAAGAAAAGAAGAAACUUGAAACGAUGGUGAAAACCUUAGGAGGAAAAAUUGUUAAUCAGUUCUCAGAAAAUCCAACACAUCUUGUAAUGGAAAAAUUCUUGAGAACGCUAAAACUUCUUGAAGCCUUAAAUCGAGGAAUAGAUAUAAUUUCUAUAGAAUGAAUAAAAGAGUCAGCUCUGUUAGGAGAAUGGGAUCAACAUGAAAAAUAUUUAUUAUGCACUCCUGAAGUUGAGGCUGAACAUAAAUUCAAUUAUAAAGAAUCUUUAAGAAGAAGCCAAGAGCAGAAAGUAUUAGAUGGCUGGGACGUAUGGAUCAGCCCAAAUAUUCAGCCUAGUAAAAACGAUAUACAAGAGCUUGUUGAAUCAGCUGGAGGAAGGGUGCUUAAGAAAGAGCCUGAUGCGCCGAGGGGAAAUGUUUUAAUAUUGUCAUCAGCUGAAAAUAAAGAUAAAAGGUCAAAUCAAAUAAUGAAGCAGCAAGGAUUCAAAAUAUACACAAAAGAGCUGUUGCUGGAAUCGGUACUUAAGCAAGAACUCGCUUUCAAAGAUGAAUUCUUAAUAAAAUAA